GGAGUUAAUUACGUUACUAUCUCUCUAAUAAUCCCAAUGUCCUUUGGAAUAUUCGAAAAACUUAAUACAAUGCAAGGGAGUUUAACAACAUCAGAGGCUAGUGCACUCUGCUCGAUUUUGGUAGCCUCCGUUCGCAAACGUUUAGCGCCUUAUGAGUUGCGAAUAAUAACAAGAAUGGGAACGAUAUUAGACCCUCGUUUCAAGAAAGAGGGUUUCCAUUCAACCACAAAUGCCAAUGAAGCUAGCAAAAAUCUUGAGCAAGAAAUUGCAGCGUUAAUUGAAAAGGAUCAGAGAAACGACAAAUUUACUGAAGUACAAAAAAACCGGCAGGACGAAUCUUCCUUUUUUGAUUUUGUGGAAAAGAGACUGGAAGGAAAAAGAGUAUCGAGUCGAGCAGAUGCAAUUAUUACACUACGACAAUAUUUUGAACAACAAAAUGUAUCAAAGGAUACUGAUCCACUUCUUGCUUGGAAGGUUUCAACUGAUGUCCUAAAUCCACUGAAGAACGUCCUACCAAAAUAUUUUUGCACCCCAGCAACGUCGGUGGACUCAGAAAGAAUAUUUAGCAAAGCUGGCCUAAUAACAACGGAUCGUAGAUCUAGGCUAAAGCCAAAGCAUGUGGAUAUGAUAAUAUUUUUAAAUAAAAAUGAUUGGUUGCUUGCAUAAUUUCACGUUA
Rhagoletis pomonella (apple maggot) is the source of this 676-nucleotide messenger RNA. Its product is annotated as zinc finger BED domain-containing protein 1-like. The coding region runs from base 37 to 666 and encodes 209 amino acids. NCBI's taxonomy places the organism in Eukaryota, Metazoa, Arthropoda, Insecta, Diptera, Tephritidae. Gene Ontology annotation, molecular function: protein dimerization activity. The transcript is spliced from 2 exons. The record is from RefSeq and is a predicted model, not a curated record.